AUGGCCCAGUUUGAUGCUAUGAUAGAGACAACGGACUCGCGCCCCGAGCCCAACCCGGAUAUGCUUUGCUACGAGAGCGGGACGUACGGUACCUGGAACCCUGCGAGAUUUAUGGCGCCAACUCACCCACUAGGCAGAGAGGACAUCAGAGCACAUGUACAAGGCACAGCCCGCGCUAUGGCUAUCGGACUGACUAUCGAGGAGGCCACCUGUGCCAGGGCCCAGCUAGACUCCUUGCUGCUAACAAUUGAGGCGGCAAACGAGGCUAACCCCGGAAUUCCCAAUUACGGGCAACACGGCGGGUAG
Penicillium crustosum is the source of this 306-nucleotide messenger RNA. RefSeq lists its product as uncharacterized. Lineage: Eukaryota; Fungi; Ascomycota; Eurotiomycetes; Eurotiales; Aspergillaceae. The transcript has 3 exons. The coding region runs from base 1 to 306 and encodes 101 amino acids. The record is from RefSeq and is a predicted model, not a curated record.